Messenger RNA from Tarenaya hassleriana, 7531 nucleotides. RefSeq names its product pre-mRNA-processing-splicing factor 8A. Gene Ontology annotation, biological process: mRNA splicing, via spliceosome; spliceosomal tri-snRNP complex assembly. The record is from RefSeq and is a predicted model, not a curated record. Bases 179 to 7261 code for a protein of 2360 amino acids. Gene Ontology annotation, molecular function: U2 snRNA binding; pre-mRNA intronic binding; U1 snRNA binding. The transcript is spliced from 24 exons. Gene Ontology annotation, cellular component: catalytic step 2 spliceosome; U5 snRNP. Lineage: Eukaryota; Viridiplantae; Streptophyta; Magnoliopsida; Brassicales; Cleomaceae.
CCUCCUCUCUCUCUCUCGGUCUCGGAGGUGGAACAAGGAGAGUACCGACCCGAAUAGUCGGUGAAGUUUCAAAACCCUAGAAAAAUCGCCUUCGAGUUUAUCUCUGUUUCCUUCGAUCUUGUAUGCUCUCUGCAACUAGGGUUUCUCCAUUUGGUGUUUGGAUUUGAAAUCCGAAGCUAUGUGGAACAACGACGGUCAGCCUAUUGCUCCUCCCGGCACAGGUGGCUCCAUGAUUCCGCCGCCUCCGGCUGCUCAGCCGUCUUACACCCCUCUUCCGCCGCAACAUAACCCGAAUCCACCGGCGGAGCCCACGCCGGAGGAGGCAGAGGCCAAACUGGAGGAGAAAGCCAGGAAAUGGAUGCAACUCAAUUCGAAGCGGUAUGGAGACAAGAGGAAGUUUGGUUUUGUCGAGACUCAGAAGGAGGACAUGCCUCCUGAGCAUGUUAGGAAGAUCAUCAGGGACCAUGGUGAUAUGUCGUCGAAGAAGUAUCGCCAUGAUAAACGUGUAUACCUCGGAGCUCUCAAGUUUGUUCCUCAUGCGGUCUUCAAGCUUCUGGAGAAUAUGCCAAUGCCCUGGGAGCAGGUCCGCGACGUUAAGAUCUUGUAUCACAUCACAGGAGCGAUUACAUUUGUGAAUGAAAUACCAUGGGUUGUUGAACCUAUUUACAUGGCACAGUGGGGUUCUAUGUGGAUUAUGAUGCGAAGGGAGAAGAGGGAUCGUCGUCAUUUCAAGAGAAUGCGGUUUCCUCCAUUUGAUGAUGAGGAGCCACCCCUUGACUAUGCAGAUAACUUGCUGGAUGUAGACCCUUUAGAGCCAAUUCAGCUUGAGCUUGAUGAAGAAGAAGAUUCUGCUGUGUACACUUGGUUUUACGACCACAAGCCCCUUGUGAAAACAAAGCUGAUCAAUGGUCCGAGUUACAGGAGGUGGAAUCUCUCACUUCCGAUUAUGGCAACUCUUCACAGGCUUGCAGGCCAGCUGCUCUCUGAUUUGAUCGAUCGCAACUAUUUCUACUUGUUUGAUAUGGAGUCAUUCUUCACAGCAAAAGCACUGAAUAUGUGUAUACCCGGUGGUCCCAAGUUUGAACCUCUGUAUCGAGAUAUGGAGAAAGGGGAUGAGGACUGGAACGAGUUCAAUGACAUCAACAAGCUCAUUAUUCGGUCACCGCUGCGUACUGAAUACAGAAUUGCUUUUCCACACCUGUACAAUAAUAGGCCCAGGAAAGUAAAGCUUGGUGUGUAUCACUCUCCAAUGGUUAUGUACAUAAAGACCGAGGACCCUGAUCUGCCUGCAUUUUAUUAUGAUCCGUUGAUUCAUCCAAUAACCAGCACUAAUAAGGAUCGACGUGAAAGAAAGGUUCAUGAUGAUGAGGAUGAGGAUGAAUUUGAGUUACCAGAAGAAGUAGAACCUUUGCUGAAAGACACUCAACUUUACACUGACACUACAGCUGCUGGAAUAUCACUGUUGUUUGCCCCACGACCUUUCAAUAUGAGGUCUGGGAGGACACGGCGAGCCGAAGAUAUACCCCUUGUGUCAGAAUGGUUUAAGGAACACUGCCCUCCAGCAUAUCCGGUCAAAGUUCGGGUCAGUUAUCAGAAACUAUUGAAAUGUUUUGUGCUGAACGAGCUGCACCAUAGGCCACCUAAAGCGCAGAAGAAGAAGCAUUUGUUCCGAUCUCUUGCGGCAACAAAGUUCUUCCAAAGCACCGAACUGGAUUGGGUUGAAGCAGGUUUGCAAGUAUGCAGGCAAGGGUACAAUAUGCUGAAUCUAUUGAUUCACAGGAAAAAUUUGAACUACCUUCACCUUGAUUAUAACUUCAAUUUAAAGCCUGUGAAAACUUUGACCACCAAAGAGCGUAAGAAAUCACGGUUUGGGAAUGCUUUCCAUCUGUGCCGUGAGAUCCUCCGAUUGACAAAACUUGUCGUUGAUGCAAAUGUCCAAUUUCGGCUCGGUAAUGUUGAUGCAUUCCAAUUGGCCGAUGGCCUGCAAUACAUUUUCUCUCAUGUUGGCCAGUUGACGGGUAUGUACCGUUACAAGUACCGACUGAUGAGACAGAUUAGAAUGUGCAAAGAUUUAAAGCACUUGAUCUAUUACCGUUUCAAUACUGGUCCUGUGGGUAAAGGACCAGGUUGCGGGUUCUGGGCUCCAAUGUGGAGAGUGUGGUUGUUUUUUCUUCGUGGCAUAGUUCCUCUUCUAGAACGAUGGCUGGGGAAUCUUCUUGCACGUCAAUUUGAAGGGCGUCAUUCAAAAGGAGUGGCCAAAACAGUCACAAAACAAAGAGUUGAAAGCCAUUUUGAUUUGGAGCUUCGUGCUGCUGUCAUGCAUGAUGUCCUUGAUGCCAUGCCAGAGGGUAUCAAGCAAAAUAAAGCGCGAACAAUAUUGCAGCACCUCAGUGAGGCCUGGCGGUGUUGGAAAGCUAAUAUCCCGUGGAAGGUUCCUGGGCUCCCUGUGCCGAUUGAAAAUAUGAUCCUCCGGUAUGUCAAGGCUAAGGCUGAUUGGUGGACAAAUGUUGCUCACUACAACCGUGAACGUAUCAGAAGAGGUGCUACUGUUGAUAAGACAGUUUGUAGAAAGAAUCUUGGAAGAUUGACUCGCCUGUGGCUGAAGGCGGAGCAGGAGCGACAACACAAUUACCUGAAAGAUGGUCCAUACGUCACUCCAGAAGAAGCGGUUGCAAUUUAUACAACUACCGUUCAUUGGCUGGAAUCAAGGAAAUUCUCGCCCAUCCCCUUCCCUCCAUUAUCUUACAAGCAUGACACAAAGUUGCUCAUUCUUGCUCUCGAGAGACUGAAAGAAUCUUAUAGUGUGGCUGUGAGGUUGAACCAACAGCAGCGAGAGGAGCUUGGUCUCAUUGAACAAGCAUAUGACAAUCCUCAUGAAGCUCUGUCACGUAUCAAGCGUCACCUUCUCACUCAGCGUGCCUUCAAAGAGGUUGGCAUAGAGUUUAUGGAUCUAUAUAGCUAUUUGAUUCCCGUCUAUGAAAUUGAGCCAUUAGAGAAAAUUACUGAUGCCUAUCUUGAUCAAUACUUGUGGUAUGAGGGUGACAAGCGCCACUUGUUUCCGAACUGGAUUAAGCCUGCAGACUCAGAGCCUCCACCUCUUUUGGUUUAUAAGUGGUGUCAAGGUAUAAAUAAUUUGCAAGGUAUAUGGGACACCAGUGAGGGGCAGUGUGUGGUGAUGCUCCAGACUAAGUUUGAAAAGUUCUUCGAGAAAAUUGAUUUGACAAUGUUGAACAGGCUUCUCCGUCUGGUUCUUGACCACAAUAUUGCAGACUAUGUGACUGCCAAGAAUAAUGUUGUUCUAUCUUACAAGGACAUGAGUCAUACUAACUCAUACGGUCUCAUAAGGGGCCUUCAGUUUGCCUCUUUUGUUGUGCAGUAUUAUGGACUAGUGCUAGAUCUUUUGCUUCUUGGUUUGACCCGAGCGAGCGAAAUUGCUGGGCCACCUCAGAUGCCUAACGAGUUUAUGACUUAUUGGGAUACGAAGGUUGAGACACGCCAUCCAAUAAGACUGUAUUCUCGGUAUAUUGACAAGGUGCACAUACUGUUUAAAUUUACCCACGAAGAGGCUCGAGAUCUUAUUCAGCGUUAUCUUACUGAGCAUCCUGAUCCCAACAAUGAAAACAUGGUGGGGUACAACAAUAAGAAAUGCUGGCCCCGAGAUGCGAGGAUGAGAUUGAUGAAACAUGAUGUGAAUCUUGGUAGAAGUGUCUUCUGGGAUAUGAAGAACCGUCUUCCUCGAAGCAUCACAACUUUAGAGUGGGAGAACGGCUUUGUCUCAGUAUACAGCAAGGAUAAUCCCAACCUGCUCUUUAGCAUGUGUGGGUUUGAAGUCCGCAUACUUCCCAAGAUAAGGAUGACCCAAGAGGCUUUUAGCAACACAAGGGAUGGUGUUUGGAAUCUACAGAAUGAACAGACUAAAGAGAGGACUGCUGUUGCUUUUUUGCGGGUUGAUGACGAACAUAUGAAGGUGUUCGAGAAUCGCGUGAGGCAGAUUCUCAUGUCUUCAGGGUCAACCACGUUUACUAAAAUCGUCAAUAAGUGGAAUACAGCCCUGAUAGGUCUUAUGACUUAUUUCCGUGAAGCCACUGUUCAUACACAAGAGCUUUUGGAUCUGCUGGUUAAAUGUGAAAAUAAAAUCCAGACUAGGAUUAAGAUAGGGUUGAACUCAAAGAUGCCUAGUCGGUUUCCUCCUGUCAUUUUUUACACUCCGAAGGAAAUUGGAGGGCUUGGAAUGUUAUCUAUGGGUCACAUAUUGAUCCCGCAAAGUGACCUUCGGUACAGCAAGCAGACAGAUGUUGGAGUUACCCACUUUAGGAGUGGAAUGAGCCAUGAGGAGGAUCAGCUGAUUCCCAACCUUUACCGUUACAUUCAGCCUUGGGAGAGUGAGUUUAUAGAUUCUCAGCGGGUGUGGGCAGAGUAUGCUUUAAAGAGGCAGGAAGCUCAGGCACAAAAUAGGCGUCUUACACUUGAGGAUUUAGAAGACUCCUGGGAUAGAGGAAUCCCACGUAUAAAUACUCUGUUUCAGAAAGACAGACACACUUUAGCGUAUGAUAAAGGUUGGAGAGUCCGGACAGAUUUCAAGCAAUACCAAGUCCUCAAGCAAAAUCCUUUCUGGUGGACUCACCAGAGGCAUGAUGGGAAGUUGUGGAAUCUGAACAAUUAUCGAACUGAUGUCAUCCAAGCCCUUGGAGGUGUUGAGGGUAUUCUUGAGCAUACGUUAUUCAAAGGAACAUAUUUCCCAACGUGGGAAGGUCUUUUCUGGGAGAAGGCUUCUGGCUUUGAGGAGUCAAUGAAAUAUAAAAAGCUGACAAAUGCGCAGAGGUCUGGUCUUAACCAAAUUCCAAAUCGAAGAUUCACACUCUGGUGGUCGCCGACAAUAAAUCGGGCCAAUGUGUAUGUGGGUUUCCAAGUGCAGUUGGAUUUGACAGGAAUAUUCAUGCAUGGAAAGAUUCCAACAUUGAAGAUAUCGUUGAUUCAAAUUUUCCGUGCUCAUUUGUGGCAAAAGAUCCAUGAGAGUGUUGUUAUGGAUCUUUGCCAAGUCUUGGACCAAGAGUUAGAUGCGUUGGAGAUAGAAACUGUGCAGAAGGAGACAAUUCAUCCAAGGAAGAGUUACAAAAUGAAUAGUUCCUGUGCUGAUGUCCUUCUAUUUGCUGCCCAUAAAUGGCCGAUGUCUAAGCCAAGUCUGGUGGCUGAGUCAAAGGAUAUGUUCGACCAGAAAGCUAGUAAUAAGUAUUGGAUAGAUGUCCAACUUCGAUGGGGAGACUAUGACUCCCAUGACAUUGAGCGUUAUACUAGGGCCAAAUUCAUGGAUUAUACAACAGACAACAUGUCUAUCUAUCCAUCUCCAACUGGUGUAAUGAUUGGGCUUGAUUUGGCGUACAACUUGCAUUCAACCUUUGGUAACUGGUUCCCUGGUUCGAAACCUCUGCUUGCUCAAGCAAUGAACAAGAUAAUGAAGUCGAAUCCAGCUUUAUACGUCCUAAGAGAGCGAAUAAGGAAAGGUCUGCAGUUAUACUCUUCUGAGCCAACAGAGCCAUAUCUGUCAUCUCAAAACUAUGGUGAAAUAUUCAGCAAUCAAAUUAUAUGGUUUGUCGAUGAUACCAACGUCUAUCGUGUUACAAUUCACAAGACAUUUGAAGGAAAUCUAACCACGAAGCCAAUUAAUGGUGCUAUCUUUAUUUUCAACCCAAGAACUGGGCAGUUGUUCCUGAAGGUUAUUCAUACAAGUGUUUGGGCUGGUCAGAAGCGUCUUGGUCAGCUAGCUAAAUGGAAAACUGCAGAAGAAGUUGCUGCUCUUGUGCGAUCCCUACCAGUUGAGGAACAACCAAAACAAAUUAUUGUGACACGUAAAGGAAUGUUGGAUCCCCUGGAGGUCCAUCUGCUUGAUUUCCCCAACAUUGUUAUUAAAGGAAGUGAACUCCAGCUUCCGUUCCAGGCUUGCUUAAAGAUCGAGAAAUUUGGUGAUCUGAUUUUGAAGGCCACAGAGCCACAGAUGGUCCUUUUCAAUAUCUACGAUGAUUGGUUGAAAAGUAUAUCUUCAUACACAGCUUUUUCGAGGCUCAUUCUAAUCCUUCGUGCUCUACACGUGAAUAAUGAGAAGGCUAAGAUGCUAUUAAAGCCUGACAAGACUGUUGUCACCGAGCCGCACCACAUCUGGCCUUCCCUCACUGAUGACCAAUGGAUGAAGGUGGAGGUUGCUCUUAGAGAUCUCAUUCUUUCCGACUAUGCAAAGAAGAAUAAUGUGAAUACAUCAGCCCUGACACAGUCAGAGAUCAGAGAUAUUAUACUCGGAGCUGAGAUCACACCGCCAUCUCAACAGAGGCAACAGAUUGCUGAGAUUGAGAAACAGGCAAAGGAAGCGAGCCAGCUUACCGCCGUCACGACGAGGACCACAAAUGUUCAUGGUGAUGAACUCAUUGUCACCACCACAAGUCCCUAUGAGCAAGCUGCAUUUGGUUCCAAAACAGAUUGGCGUGUACGUGCCAUAUCAGCUACCAACCUCUACCUUAGGGUCAAUCACAUAUAUGUCAACUCAGACGACAUCAAGGAAACUGGAUACACUUACAUUAUGCCAAAGAAUGUCUUGAAGAAGUUCAUAUGUAUAGCAGAUCUCCGAACCCAAAUUUCUGGUUAUUUGUACGGAAUAAGUCCACCGGAUAAUCCCCAGGUAAAGGAAAUCCGAUGUAUCGUGAUGGUCCCACAGUGGGGUACUCACCAGCAAGUCCAUCUGCCAUCAGCUCUUCCUGAACAUGAAUUCUUGAACGAUCUUGAGCCUCUGGGAUGGAUGCACACACAGCCGAACGAGCUUCCUCAAUUGUCUCCACAGGAUGUAACAUCACAUGCACGGAUUCUGGAGAACAACAAGCAAUGGGACGGAGAGAAAUGCAUAAUAUUGACAUGCAGUUUCACACCGGGGUCGUGCUCGUUGACGGCAUAUAAGCUGACACCAAGUGGAUAUGAAUGGGGAAGGCUGAACAAGGACACAGGCAGCAACCCUCACGGUUACAUUCCCACCCACUACGAGAAGGUUCAGAUGCUAUUGAGCGAUAGGUUCUUCGGGUUCUACAUGGUGCCGGAGAACGGGCCGUGGAACUAUAACUUCAUGGGAGUGAAGCACACGGUGAGCAUGAGAUACAGCGUGAAGCUGGGGACACCCAAGGAGUACUACAACGAGGAGCAUCGGCCCACGCACUUCCUGGAGUUCAGCAACAUGGAGGAAGGUGACCUUGCCGAGGGAGACCGAGAGGAUACCUUUGCCUGACAAAAGACGCUCCUUUUCCUCAUCUCCUUUGUUAUUUUUGUACCAUCGGCCCUCUCUCUUCACUACAGGAGGAACCACCUAUGCGUUAGCCAUCGUUCUAGUUUGUAAUAAUCGUCCUACAUAGUGAGCAGAGCUGAUGCAAGAAAGAAUGUACAGAGUAAGCUUCUGAGUACUUUCCUAUUUACGGAAGGAGUGUUCAUGGUUUUAGCAUUUGAGAAGAGAUUAUUGGAUAAUCGUACAAACAUUAAUUGUAAUGGGGCUUAAGCAUCA